This is a messenger RNA of Lontra canadensis (Northern American river otter), 2120 nucleotides long. RefSeq names its product coiled-coil domain containing 148 (gene CCDC148). The record is from RefSeq and is a predicted model, not a curated record. The coding region runs from base 73 to 1911 and encodes 612 amino acids. The transcript has 15 exons. NCBI's taxonomy places the organism in Eukaryota, Metazoa, Chordata, Mammalia, Carnivora, Mustelidae.
AGAGUCUAGGAGUGGGCAUUUCGCUUUUCCUGCGACGGGGAUCCCCUGAGACGUUGCCCUUUGACCUUUGACAUGUGUGCAACUUCUGCUACUCCAGAUAUGGAGGACUUGAAUAAAAGAGAUCAAUCAUUCAUGACAAUUCAGAAAAACGAUAGCUCAGAUAAUCUGGUGUUCCAUAUGAAAAAUGGAAUGAGAAACAUCAAGUAUAAACCAGUAGACUAUCAACAGUUGCAUGCAUUAACGGAAGCAAAAAAAUUAGCUUCUGCCUCUACAGAGCUAAAGAUCAGGAAAGCAGUGGAGACUUCAAAGAUAUCUAAGGAACAAACACUACUAAAACAACACAAGCAAGUGUGGUGGCAGGAACACCAACGGCUAACUGAUGUCAGAUGUAAAGUGGAAUCUGAAAUAAAAUCCUUUCUCAGUGAGGAAAACAUUGGAAAUGAAUGUCUUUCUGACCUUCUAAAUUUUGAACAAGAGUUAUCAGAACAAUGGUGCACAUAUCUUAAGAAUGUGAUAAGUCCUAUUCAGCAAUUGAGGGCAGAUCUAAAAUACAGACAGCAUCACAUUUCACAGCAUUCAUGCUCACAUAUUGAGCUUAACUCGGUGAAAGUACUGGAAGAGAUUGACUUCGUGAAGAAACAAUUGAAAACUGUCUUCGAAAGUCUUAGUCUGGAGCAACAGAAAAUAGAAAAUUAUCUUUCAGACUGGAGUAUGAAGAUACUAGAUUAUUCUUCAGAAGAAAGAAGUAACCUGCUUACAGAACUGCCUGUGGAAUUAGAAACUUUGGAAUGCCCGUACCCUGAUUUGAAAUCUUCAAUUCUUCAUGAGUUCUGUAACUUUACAGAGAAUUAUCAAAAGAAACUUCAAGACGUUGAUCUGCAGUUAGAAGACCUAUCCAGAAACUUCCAGUUAAGUGAAGAAGACCACUGGAUUUACCAGGCUGUUUUGGAUCAGUAUCCUGGAGAGCUCUAUAACAGAAGAACUCUGUAUCUGAACAUGUUACAAAGAUAUUUUCCUCACAGAUCUAGGCAUGAUUUGGUGGAACAUGAGAAAUAUUGUGAUCAAUAUCGCUUUGCCAGGGAGCAGCGAAGGAUCCUGAUAUCAAAUUGGAAUAAGAACAGGAGAGACUUAAUCCAGAAGGCUGUGCUGACCCUCACUGAGGCCUGUGCAACACAUGCAAUGGAGGACAUGUUGGCUAAGGACAGGAGAAAGCAGCAGGAACUGUGUGCUCAUCUGAAAGCCAAGGUUCUUCAAUGGCGAGCCCACCAGGAAGAGGUAGCACGAUUGGAAAUGGAAAUUUCUGCCAGAAGAAGAGAAAAGGAGAAGGAGAAAGAGAAGCUUUGGAAGGAGAAGGAAUUGUUACAAAGAACAGAGAUGAAAAAGAAAAUAAGGAAAUACUGGGCUAAGAAAGAACAGAAAUGGCAAGAAAUGGAAAUAAGAGAUCUUCAGCGUCUGGAAGAACUGAAGAAAUUAAUGGCUGAACAGUCAGUGAAAGACAGAGAAAGGGUUAAAUAUAGACAAGAAUUACUGGAAAAGCGUUUGAUGGAGAAAAAAGAAGUGGCCCUUCGAGACGCUCAUGAAGAAGAGGAGAGAGAGAGGCGUCUAGAAGCCCUUAGGAAACAGGUUGCUAUUGUCGCUCAGUUUGAUCCCGUUAGAAUGAUGUCAGAUACAACGGCAUCGAAAGCAAGGAUGGGUAUUGGAAUUGAAGAAGAAUUUAUUCUUCAAAAGCCACUCUUUACAUUGAAUACAUACAAUGAAUACCAGAUAAUUUCUGACCCUAGACUCCGUUUUGAGUUAGCACUUCGAGAAGUUGGACUUCAUAAAACAUUUUAUGCCAAAGAGAUAUUACCAAAAAUCAGUCCUCAAAAACCUCCAAGAAAGGACAUGGAGUCUACUGUAUUUAAAAUAUAGUUCAUCUGCAAAUCCUAUUAUAUGUAAGCAAGAUUUUUCUUUGAAAACAUUUAUAUGGAUAACAAUUACUACUUUGUAAAAAAUUUUAAAUAUCAGACAUAGAAAUCAAAGCAUUAAUUAAAACAACUUUGUCUUUUAUGACUCUCAGAAUUUCAUGCACUAUUUCCCAUAUUUUUGUUAUGUCUAAUAGUACUAAAUUCAACAAGACU